Messenger RNA from Puccinia graminis f. sp. tritici CRL 75-36-700-3, 2411 nucleotides. RefSeq lists its product as uncharacterized. The transcript has 2 exons. The record is from RefSeq and is a predicted model, not a curated record. Bases 748 to 2142 code for a protein of 464 amino acids. Lineage: Eukaryota; Fungi; Basidiomycota; Pucciniomycetes; Pucciniales; Pucciniaceae.
UGAGUGAGUCACUCUGAGCCGCUCGUGCAAUCUUCAUUCCGAGGCUUGCGAGCUGCUUGCAGAGUAUUUACCAAUUAGCCAAGAGCCCAAUUAAAAAACAAAGCCGAGUGUGUCAACCAAGAUUGCCAGCGCCAGUAAAUUGUUAUAAUGAACCCGGCUACGGCGACUAAAACUCUGACCGACAGUCCAUCCCACCCAAGAGAGCAGCUGAUCAAGGGACUGGCGCAGGUUGUGAUGGCUGCGAGAGUGGGUGGGGUGGACGGCGGGGCAAUUGCCACGUUAGCUUGUUUCCAACUGGAAGUCAUCCAGCAAGCGAAGAAGAGUGGGCAGAUCGAUUGGGCCGGUCUGGUCUUGCACUCGACUCUCCACUUCCAGAGAAUCAAGAUCGAAUUCCAAGCAAAAACACAUCAGUCUCCCUGAAGCCCCUCCUCCUCCUCAAUCCAUCCAUCUCCUUCCAAUCCCAAAGCUUGUAAUAUCAUCAUCAUCAUCAACUAUUAUCCUUAUUAUUAUCUUAUCCCGGCAGAUCCCUUCCUUAAUAUCGCCCUUCCCGAGCUCGUUGACUGUCCUGGGAGUCAAGAUGCCCUGCUUCUAAACUGCCGCCUGGCGCGGUCUCACUUCUUUUUAAUCGAUUUUUAGAACUGUAAACAUCUUGAUCUUCUUGCCUCUUUUGCAAUUUGGGUUAAAUAAGCAUAAUCCAACCAGAACAUCCUAUUACUUAUUAUUUAGCUUCACGACCCUGCUCCAGCAAUGCCAUCGAUGGAUCCUUCAAGACAGCGCCGUUCUAGGCUAUUACGAGCAGCUAGAGCCGUCCCUCAAACGAUCUCUCAGCUCACCGGCGGACUACCCUCAACCUCCUUCUUCACCUCCCCCACUAGGCCAUCAUCAUCCAACCCCGCCAAUCCACCUCCAACAAAUCCUCAAUCAGCUGACAAUGAUAACAGUCAGCCUCCACCACCAUCCGCCUCAAACCCUCGACCUCCCACUCCUGCAGCUACCCCUACUCCAACUCCACCACCACCACCAGCACCUUCCACACCCUCACCCACCUCGAAUCUACCAGCUACCCAUCCACCUUCCUCGACCCCAUCCAGCCUGUCACGCGUCAACGCUAGCACUGAUCCAAACCUGCAUUCACCCGCCGCCAACAAUAGCAUGGUCCUGGCUGGCAAAUCAUCUCAAAUCAACUCCUCUCAACAGUUAUCUGCAGCAACACCCGUUCCUACCACUAUCAAAUCAGGACCCAAUCUUUCUGCACCAUCGCUCAUACACAACACUUUACCACCCAACUUCAUCGAAGCCAUCGUCGUCGUCACAGUUGGGAUCGCACUCAUCUUGGGAGGCAUCUUCUUCUACUGUUUCAAGGUCAAGCGGAGAGAGAAGAGGCUCGAUCCAGCCAACGGUUCCUCGGCUUCAGCAUCCCACUCCCAAAAAGACCAUCCCACCAUGCUCCACCAAAGCUCGAUGAGUCGUUCGCCCUCGGUGGUCUCUCACAACAGAGGCUUGAAUUGGCCAAUCGACAAGAAAUCCAUCAAGGUCAAGAAGAAGACCGAGAGCAUCAUCAGCUUCGGGCCCGGCCCCGAACCCGACAUCCCCCGCUAUCCUAGCAGCGUCAUGACUCUCACCGACGAUCCCCGGAACCAUCUCCACGGUCCCCUGAUGAGCAAAGAGAACAGCGGCUUCUCGGACCAUUCUUUCCAUUCUACAAGCGACAUUCCUUACGGACAUCCCAAGAAGAUCACGGAGGAAUACAAUCCGGCCGAUGAGAUCUCGCACAUCCCGAUCAGCUACGAGGCCAAGCCGGCCCAAGGACGGAUGCCGGCCUCCCGGGGCGGCGGCGGCCCGAUGAGAGCCGCCCAUGAUGAUCGGCUGCAGGAGGAUCAUCCAGACCCACACCGGGCGGCCAAAAAAGCAAGCCCUGUUAAACGCUACAAUCGGAUCUCAAGGGCCGCCCGCAAACUCGUCCCCGCCCGCUUGAUCACCGGCGUCGGAAUCGAUCAAACCGGCUUAGGCGCUCACACAAAUAACCCUCUUCUUCCUCCACCCUCGCGCUCGAAAGUCAAUAAUCCCUCGGCUAAGAAUACCGCUCGUCUGCCUCGUAAUCAUGAUCAUUAUCCCACUAAUUAUAGCUACUAUCAAAGCUGAAAAAUCAUCAUAAUCAUCAUUCAAUUCUUGGAUUUCUGCCGUGCUCAUCAAAAUCAAACUAUUCCUCCUGUCGUCUCUUUUCUUUUUGCAGUUCUCUUCUAUGCGUUGUUUCUUCCUUUCCUUUGCGUUGUGUCUCUCUUUCUUUUUUCGUUUUCUUCCUCCCCCUCCCCUCCCCCGAUCCUGCUCACAUACAUCGACCCCUCCUUCUCUUCUUUUUCAUGUGCAAAAAUUACCCAAGAUUAUUUAUUUAUAUUUUUUUUUAUAUCAUC